This is a messenger RNA of Lachancea thermotolerans CBS 6340, 627 nucleotides long. RefSeq names its product Scp1p (gene SCP1). The coding region runs from base 1 to 627 and encodes 208 amino acids. The transcript has a single exon. Gene Ontology annotation, molecular function: protein binding. The record is from RefSeq and is a predicted model, not a curated record. Lineage: Eukaryota; Fungi; Ascomycota; Saccharomycetes; Saccharomycetales; Saccharomycetaceae.
AUGAAUUCCAAGCACACCGGGCCUUCGUCAUACACAGCAAAAGCCGAUGUCACGUCUCUCGAUCAAGACCUGCAAGAGCUAAGGCGCAGCAAGUUUUCGCGAGAAUCAAUUGAUGAAAUCAGCCAAUGGAUAUUCGGCGCGGUCCUCAAAGAGCCCAUCCCAUCAGAUCUGCUUCCUGCGCUGAAAGACAGCACCGCACUUUGCCGCUUGGCGAAUGCAUUGCACGAAGCAGACGCUCCAAACAGUGGCCCGCUUAUAAAAUUCAAGGAGUCUAGAAUGCCCUUUGUACAGAUGGAACAAAUCUCACAGUUUUUGUCAUUUGCAAGACAGUACGGCGUGCCUGAAGAUGAACUAUUCCAAACGGUUGACCUUUACGAGGAGAAAGACCCGGCAACUGUCUAUCAAGCUCUAAAGUCGCUAUCUCGUUACGCAAAUAAGAAACAUCCACAUCAGUUCCCUGUCAUAGGGCCCCAGAUAGCUACCAAAAGGCCGCGCCCACCCAAGGCGGCUAAGCCAAAGCAUCUCCAAAGCUCUGGUUGGAGCACAUUAGAGUAUGGGUACAUUAAGGGGGCAAAUCAAUCAAGCGAGGGUGUAGUCUUUGGUCAAAAGAGAGACAUCACUCACUAA